Molecule: messenger RNA, 921 nt
Organism: Stereum hirsutum FP-91666 SS1
Lineage: Eukaryota; Fungi; Basidiomycota; Agaricomycetes; Russulales; Stereaceae
Exons: 4
Coding region: 1-921 (306 amino acids)
Source: RefSeq, a predicted model, not a curated record
AUGUCUGCGAUGUCCUCAAAGCUUGACAUAAACAUUCGCCUGGAUGGAAUGAAAGAGAAUGCUCCCCGACUGGAGAAUUCGUGGUAUGGCCCCAUCCAGUCAUAUCUGGACAGCCUGUUCACAAGUCCCAAUGGUCAUAUGGUCAAACCUCAAGGCGCAUUACGCAAACCGGCAAAGAACCAACCAAAACCUGUUGACAGCGAUGAGGACAGUGACACAUCAUUGAUGUCAUUGGACUCUAGUGGAGAUUUAGUGAUCUCUCGCAAACUUGGUGGGCAAGAAAAGGGCAUAAUGCUACCCGACUUCAUAGUCACCGUUGCAGCCAACGAACCACCGACACGCUUCGAACCGCACGCGACGGAUCCGAAUGAAGACAAAAUUGACGACGAUGAAGUUGAAGGCAGCGAUAUAGCAUUUUUACUCGUAGAGGUGAAGAUCAAGAAGGAUCAACGGGAGGAAGCGUUAGAUCAGGUCGAGCGUUAUCUCAAAAGACUUCAGCAGAAAUCUCUCCAUGACAAGACUCUGACGGGCCUUGCAGUGGCAGGUGGAUGGGUAUCGGUGACGCGGCUGGAAAAACAUCAGAAAGACCCUGUGAGGGACACAGUACUGGAUCAGGUUUGGAUUACAGAUCCUCGUAUUUGGGCGCUGCUCCAGGACCUCGCGGCAGAAUGGGCUGAAUGGUGUCGUCCCGACCGGACAGUGUAUUCUAUGGCAGUCAACGGCCUCGUCUAUAAGGACUUUCGCACGGGAAAGGUGUGGAAUUCGUUCGAGCUGUACUGGAAACUGGUUAGUGGCAGUGCUUUGAGAGGAUUUGAUGAGGCAUUAGCAGAAGAAAUAGUCAGUACAAUGGAUCUGGAGGCACCAUUGGGUGAAAAAUACCUGCGAGUGGGGGAUAUAACCCAAUGGGAAGCCAAGCACUGA